Molecule: messenger RNA, 2023 nt
Organism: Malania oleifera
Lineage: Eukaryota; Viridiplantae; Streptophyta; Magnoliopsida; Santalales; Ximeniaceae
Product: elongation factor 1-alpha
Exons: 3
Coding region: 290-1636 (448 amino acids)
Biological process (GO): translation; translational elongation
Molecular function (GO): GTPase activity; translation elongation factor activity; GTP binding
Source: RefSeq, a predicted model, not a curated record
AGAUCCGAAGGAAAUAAACCAAACCCGCCGAGCUUAGGGCGACACCCUCGCUAUUAUAAACGGAUCUUUCUCAGGCGAUAAGAUAUCCAAGGGGCAUUUUCGUAAAAAGGAGUGCAUGUGUUCCGCAGCGAAGCCCUAGCCUUUGUGUGGCUUCGGGCUAUAAGUAGCGAGGAGCUCCUCAACCCUGCGCCACACUUCUGCCUUCACCCUUGUUGCCGCAGCUAGGGUUUUAGGGAUUCUCAUCGCUUGCGCAAUUCUCCUCGAGAAGGUCCUUACUUAGAAGUUCAUUAUGGGUAAGGAAAAGGUUCACAUCAACAUUGUGGUUAUUGGCCAUGUUGACUCUGGCAAGUCAACCACCACAGGGCACUUGAUCUACAAGCUUGGGGGUAUUGACAAGCGUGUCAUCGAGAGGUUUGAGAAGGAGGCUGCUGAGAUGAACAAGCGUUCUUUCAAGUAUGCCUGGGUGCUGGACAAGCUCAAGGCUGAGCGUGAACGUGGUAUCACAAUUGAUAUUGCCCUGUGGAAAUUUGAGACUACCAGAUACUACUGCACUGUCAUUGAUGCCCCUGGACACCGUGACUUUAUCAAGAACAUGAUCACUGGUACCUCACAGGCGGACUGUGCUGUCCUCAUUAUUGACUCGACAACUGGUGGUUUUGAAGCUGGUAUUUCGAAGGAUGGUCAGACCCGUGAGCAUGCUCUUCUUGCUUUCACCCUUGGUGUGAAGCAGAUGAUUUGCUGUUGCAACAAGAUGGAUGCUACAACCCCAAAGUACUCUAAAGCUAGGUAUGAUGAAAUUGUAAAGGAAGUUUCUUCCUAUCUGAAGAAGGUUGGAUACAACCCUGACAAGAUUCCCUUUGUACCUAUCUCUGGGUUUGAGGGCGACAACAUGAUUGAGAGGUCUACAAACCUUGACUGGUACAAGGGUCCAACUCUCCUUGAGGCCCUUGACUUGAUUAAUGAGCCCAAGAGACCCACGGACAAGCCCCUUCGUCUCCCUCUUCAGGAUGUUUACAAGAUUGGUGGCAUUGGAACUGUUCCUGUUGGACGAGUUGAGACUGGUGUCCUCAAGCCUGGUAUGGUUGUGACUUUUGGCCCCUCUGGAUUGACAACUGAAGUCAAGUCAGUGGAGAUGCACCAUGAAGCUCUCCAGGAAGCACUCCCAGGUGAUAACGUUGGGUUCAACGUGAAGAAUGUGGCUGUCAAGGAUCUCAAGCGAGGGUAUGUUGCUUCUAACUCCAAAGAUGACCCUGCCAAGGGGGCUGCUAGCUUCACCUCUCAGGUCAUCAUCAUGAACCACCCUGGACAGAUUGGAAAUGGCUAUGCCCCAGUUCUUGACUGCCACACUUCACACAUUGCUGUCAAGUUUGCUGAGCUCUUGACUAAGAUUGACAGACGAUCUGGCAAGGAGCUCGAGAAGGAGCCAAAGUUUUUGAAGAAUGGUGAUGCAGGUUUUGUGAAGAUGAUUCCCACCAAGCCCAUGGUGGUGGAGACUUUCUCUGAGUACCCGCCUCUUGGUCGAUUUGCAGUGAGGGACAUGCGCCAGACGGUGGCAGUUGGAGUCAUCAAGAGUGUUGAUAAGAAGGAUCCAAGUGGUGCCAAGGUGACCAAGUCUGCAGCAAAGAAGGGCAAGUGAACCGUGCAGUUACAAGGCUGGGUUUCUCCUGGUGAAAUCCAACCUUAUAAUAAUUAUAUUUUUCCUGAAAACUCUUAUUUGCGUUUUUGUACUUUUAUAGUUAGGUGCUUGCUUUGCCUUGUAAGCUAUAGUUUUAUGCCAUUGCUGCUGUUGGGUAUCCCAUCCCAGAAUUGGGUACUGGACAGACGGUGGCAUAACUAUAGCAGAGUCUGAAUUUUAACCUUUCUUUAUAGAAAGGAGAUGAGACUUUGAGAGUCGAGGUGCUAUGGAUUUCCAAAGCAGCUCAAAAGUUCGAUUUUCUAUCUUGUUUUUUUUUUCUUUGUUUAUUGUGUUUGAUCGUCAUCUGGAUAUUUUCUAUUUUGAAUUUAAGUGCAUUUUUGUGUCUAA